Messenger RNA from Hibiscus syriacus, 290 nucleotides. RefSeq lists its product as uncharacterized. The record is from RefSeq and is a predicted model, not a curated record. Bases 33 to 239 code for a protein of 68 amino acids. The transcript has a single exon. NCBI's taxonomy places the organism in Eukaryota, Viridiplantae, Streptophyta, Magnoliopsida, Malvales, Malvaceae.
UCUUGGAAAAGAAUUAUAGAGAAGACAAAAUCAUGGUAUGUUUCUGUUUUCUGGUUGAUCAGACAAAGGAAAUGAGCAAGAGUAAGCCGGCGGCAGGGUUUUGCUCGAGGUGCGGUGGAGGUGCUAGUGUAGCCGAUAUGAAAACUCGUACCAGGUUUUGCUACGUCCCCUUCUACUGGAAACCUUGGAAGGCUAUUGUUUGCACUUUUUGCGGGGCGAUUCUUCGAUCUUACCGUUGAAUGAAUGAAUAUCCACGGCCACGGGAGUUAUAGUGCGGCUGUACCGGCUUU